This is a messenger RNA of Loa loa (African eye worm), 1472 nucleotides long. RefSeq lists its product as hypothetical. The annotation marks the transcript as partial. The record is from RefSeq and is a predicted model, not a curated record. Lineage: Eukaryota; Metazoa; Nematoda; Chromadorea; Rhabditida; Onchocercidae. The transcript is spliced from 10 exons.
AGAUGUAUAUUUUCGGUGAGAAGUCGGAUUUCACGGAUCAUAUUAUUCAAUUAAUUGCCAGCACAUCAAUUGAUGCAGAACAACACAUUAUUGGUAAUGUGUCGGAAAUCACAUCAAGAGAGCCGAUUGUUUUCAUUUUCACGGUAAUUGACUGUAAAGCUGUGAAAUGUUUGGUGUCUUAUUUACAUGAAAAAUCACCGAUUAUUUUCAUUAAACAAGAAUGUAGCGAUGAAGAUAUGAUGCUUAUAGAAUCAAUUAUUCAGGAAUCAUUAUCCAUCAGAAGACAGCUGUGGCACGAUGAAAUAAUGAAAUUAAGCGCAUUGCAAGGCGCAAAAGCUCAGGAAGAACGUGUACAAAAACUGAAUCAUUGGAUCAAUAAUACUUCUGAUGAAUAUUACUGUCUUUCAUCAUCCGAGCCUAAUUUUCAAAAUAACUUGGUAGAAGCCUUGAAAGUGAAAACGCCCAUCAAGUGCACCCACCAGUUGACAACGACAGUUUCCCAAAGACCACCGGCGUUACAUUGGACUUCGCUACCACAACCGGAUGAAGCUCAAAUAACUUUUAAGAUAGCAUUUCCUCAAAGAUGGUUCGCGAGAAGUGAAUUAUUUGAAUUGGUGACAAAGAUCAACAAUGCUUACAAAUGGCAAUACCAGUAUGAAUGGAUCCAUGGAGGGCUUUUUAGAUUCGAAGCUGCCAAGAUUGCGAUCAUAAAACAUGAUGCAGAAACAUUGGAGUUGUCGGGUAGAAUUGAUAACGCCAUUAUGGAUGACAAUUCUGAUACAGUGCCGAUAAAAUCCGUAUGGCCUUAUUUAUCACAUGCCUUAAGUGUCGUCGUGGAGUAUUUCGAUGAACUUUCCUUACAAUACACAAUUCGAAUUAUUCCAUUUGGUAGCAUCUUUUAUGCAGAAAGCAAAGCUCUUCCUCGAGCAUUUGACUUGACCCAGCUGCUGAUCUCGAAUGACCUUUUGAAACGCGUCGCCUACAGAGAUGAUGGGAUUCUUUAUCAUUUGAAUUUGGCACAACUAUUUCCAGAACUGAAACCAAAAACAAUUAGUGAAAUUAGUGAAAUGAAAGCAAGGAAUGAUGAGAGCACCGGAAAAGAGAAGAAUGAUUUAACAAAUGAUAACACGUUUUUAUCUUUGCCGGGACGCAUUCCUGGUAAAAAUAGUGGUCGACGAGUAUCGUUUGGUACCGUAAAGUGCAUCCCACAAUCAUCACAAAAGGUUGAGCCAGACGCCGAGUUCGAUGAUGUGACAAAUGAAAAGCCUAAGACAGAGCAAUAUGAAAAUAUGCUUGAUAAUUAUGUAGACCUGAUAUUGGACGAAACGAUGCGACAAAUCAAAAUUUCGUAAUCAGAUAUGUUUUUGGGAUCAAAUAAAUAUCGCCAUACUCAUUCUUGUAGCCUUGAAAUGCGUAUAAAGCUAUUACAAGAACAGGAUCAAAAGCAAGUGAUAAAUGGUAGCAAACAAUCC